Messenger RNA from Aspergillus melleus, 810 nucleotides. It is a transcript of the gene sld5, whose product is annotated as putative GINS DNA replication complex subunit Sld5. Gene Ontology annotation, cellular component: GINS complex. Bases 1 to 810 code for a protein of 269 amino acids. The transcript is spliced from 2 exons. Gene Ontology annotation, biological process: double-strand break repair via break-induced replication; DNA-templated DNA replication. The record is from RefSeq and is a predicted model, not a curated record. Lineage: Eukaryota; Fungi; Ascomycota; Eurotiomycetes; Eurotiales; Aspergillaceae.
AUGGAUAUCGACGACAUCCUUGCCUCCGUCGACCGCGGCGACGUCUCCACGCCGGAAUCCGCCAGCCUCGACCACCAGCUCCUAACGCGCUUCUGGGUCGCCGAGCGCGGCGUGUCGGAGCUCCUCCCAUGGCCGGGACCACUGAUGGAGCGCAUGAUGGAGCGCGUGAAAAGACAGAUUGAAACAAUCGAAGAUCUCGCCGCCUCCUCAUCCGACCCCCUCCCCGCAACCACGACGCACAAUCCCACACUCAACCUCAAACUCUCAAUCCUCCAAACCGACCUCGCCCGCACCCAAUACCUCAUCCGCUCUCUCCUCCGCCAACGCCUCUCCAAACUCACCACCCACAGCAUGCACUACCUCCUCCUCAUCGCCUCCAGCCCCGCCAACACCCAAUCCUCCUCCGCCUCCCAACAACCGCCCCCCACCAACCAACAACCCGAAGACUCCAUCCCCGACCUCACAAACGCCACAGACCCCUCGCCUCUCUCCCCGCAGGAAGUCACCUUCCUGCACGCCCACCAGACCCUUCUGGCGGGCCACUUCGGCGCCUCCUUCCUCUCCUCGUUUCCGCCGCAGCUGCGCCGUCUCGACGAUAACGCCGGCGGCACGAGUAUGGUGCAGGGGCCCGAGUUGAAGGAGGUCGUGUUCGUGCGGUGUCUAGUGGAGGAGGUUCUGGUUGUCAUACCGCCGGGAGAUGGCAUUGAGGAGGAACAGUUCGGGACCGCGAUGCGCAUGGGCGAUGUUUGGGCUGUUCGGUGGGAGGGGAUCAGGGGGGCUUGGGUUCGGGGGGAGGUUGAGCUUCUAUGA